GCAGGAUGUUCCCACGCUAUGCGUCACUGUCGGUGGCGUACCUAAUCAGGCUCGCUUGAGGGCAUGCUACCGAAGCGCGGCUCCUCCCCUCUUCGUUCUUAACCACCACCAUAUCCUCAGUCAUGGCUCGCCUUGGAUUCUUUGUACUUGUACUGUCUGCACUCGCAUCUCUCAGCGGUGCAGUUCCUACGGAAGAACAGGUGGCUUUGGCAGCACCCGGCGACUGGAGUUGGAAGGACUGUGGUGGCCCGUCCCAUUUGAUUCGCAUUGACGACAUCGCAAUCACCCCUGACCCUCCACAGAAGGGACAGGAGAUGAGUGUGACCGUCAAGGGCACCGCGAAGGAUCAGAUCGAGGAUGGUGCAUACGUCGAUGUCGUUGUGAAGGUUGGUGCAAUCAAGAUCCUGCAGAAGGAGUUCGAUGUGUGCGAGGAGGCGCGGAACGCGAACGCCAGCAUCCAGUGUCCGGUACAGGAGGGGAAGCAUGAGGUUACCCAGACGGUAGACUUGCCGAAGGAGAUCCCUCCAGCGCCUUUCAAAGUCUCCAUUCGUGGCUACACCGUGGAUGACGAGGACUUGGCUUGCGUUGAUAUUGAGAUUGACUUCCGUCCCAAGCGUGGCCUGCUGGGUCUGAGCUGGUAGGACGUUGAUCAUGCUCUGACUCGGCUAGCGGCUCUACAGUGACGUAAGGAGGACGACUGUUACGCUUUGAAGAUCUGAUUACUUUGCUUCCCUCGUGUAUAUCCUCACCUUGCAUGUCUUGCUGUUGAAUGAACCACAAGUCUUCAUGGCUGCUUUAUUGUGCGCUCA
Molecule: messenger RNA, 809 nt
Organism: Rhodofomes roseus
Lineage: Eukaryota; Fungi; Basidiomycota; Agaricomycetes; Polyporales; Fomitopsidaceae
Product: ML domain-containing protein
Exons: 5
Coding region: 123-641 (172 amino acids)
Biological process (GO): intracellular sterol transport
Molecular function (GO): sterol binding
Source: RefSeq, a predicted model, not a curated record